Molecule: messenger RNA, 1680 nt
Organism: Peniophora sp. CBMAI 1063
Lineage: Eukaryota; Fungi; Basidiomycota; Agaricomycetes; Russulales; Peniophoraceae
Source: the annotation of a GenBank genome assembly
AUGCUAGGCGCCGCCGCAUCUCUCCUUAACAUCCCUGUCGUAAUCCUAGACGUUGGUGCCCAAUCCCCAGCCAAACAAAUCCUCGCCCAACAGCAACACAUCGACGGAGCGUUCUCCGACCCAGUCAAGAUACGCGAGCUGGCCGCCAAAGUCGACGUGUUGACGGUCGAGAUUGAGCACGUGAAUGUCGACGUUCUUGAGGAAGUUCAGAAUAAUAGCGAGAAGAAGGUCGAGGUCCAUCCCAGUCCGUCGACUAUCAGGAUCAUCCAGGACAAGUACCGGCAGAAAGAACAUCUGUCCAAAUAUGGACUGCCAGUGGCGACGUCCAUAUCCGUAGACUCGACCGUACAAGCGAUCGAAGUGGCCGCCAACACCCUCGGCCUGCCUCUAAUGCUCAAAGCCAAAACACUCGCCUACGACGGCCGUGGGAACUUUGUCCUGCGCGAGCUGGCGCAGGCGAAAGAGGCCAUAGCGUUCCUCGGUGAUCGCCCGCUUUAUGCGGAGAAGUGGGUGCCGUUCCAGAAGGAGAUCGCUGUGAUGGUCGUACGCACGGUCGGAGGGGAGGUCGUUUCGUAUCCGGUCGUGGAGACGAUCCAUAAGGAUAACAUUUGCCAUCUCGUGUUUGCGCCGUUGCGGUCUUCGGAUCCUGCGUUGGCUACUCGUGCGCGUGCGGUGGCGGAGAAGGCUGUGCAGAGUCUGGAGGGCGCGGGGGUGUUUGGUGUGGAGAUGUUCCUCACCGAGUCCGGCGACAUCCUGGUAAACGAGAUCGCGCCCCGCCCACACAACUCAGGCCACUACACAAUCGAAGCCUGCGAAACCUCGCAAUACGAAAACCACCUCCGCGCGAUCCUCUCCCUCCCGCUCGGCUCAACAUCCCUCAAAGUCCCCUCUUCGGCGAUGCUCAACAUCCUCGGCUCAUCCUCCUCCGUCCAGCCCAUAACCGACUUCACAAACUUCGCGCUGACAGUGCCUGGAGCGAGCGUGCAUCUGUAUGGGAAGGAGGGGUGCAGGAAGGGGAGGAAGAUGGGGCAUGUUACUGUCGUUGCGGGUUCGGAUGCGGAGAGGAGGGAGAGGGUCAGGAUGUUGCUCGAGCGGUUGCCCGGCGGCACUACCCCACAAGAGCUCGAAUCAUACUCCUCGCCCGCCCCGUCACACUCAGACUCCAAUCCGCUUGUAGGGAUCAUCAUGGGCUCCGACUCCGAUCUUCCAGUCAUGCUCCCCGCUGCGCGGAUCCUCGAUCACUUCAAGAUCCCCUACGAGCUCACGAUCGUCUCUGCGCACCGCACGCCCGAUAGGCUCGUCGAGUACGCCAGAGGCGCGGCGCCGAGGGGUUUGAGAACGAUCAUUGCGGGUGCGGGUGGCGCGGCGCAUUUGCCCGGGAUGGUGGCGGCUAUGACUGCGUUGCCGGUUGUUGGGGUGCCGGUCAAGGGAAGCUCAUUGGACGGUGUUGAUUCGUUGUAUAGUAUUGUGCAGAUGCCUAGGGGCAUCCCCGUCGCGACCGUGGCCAUCAACAACGGGACGAACGCGGGCUUGUUGGCCGCGCGCAUCUUGUCGGCCGGGAUCCCGUCGCUCAUUGAGAAGAUGGACGCGUAUCUCAGGGGGUUGGAAGGUGAGGUCUUGACGAAGGUCGAUAAGCUGGAGGAGGUCGGGUGGGAGAAGUAUGAGGUGAAGCGGACGUAG